AUGGACAUAGACGAGCUCAUGGAGGCCUCACCUUCAGAAGUAAAGGAUGCGGAUGAAGCAAAAACUAUACUGGAAAAGAAUUUGAUGGUUAUCCUGGGUGAAGAAAUCACUAUCGACACUCUACGCACCUCGCUAUGGCAUAUCUCUCAGGGUGCCAAAAUGCCGGCUACAGCGAAAACAUUGGUUCAGGCAGUUGCCUUGCUAUUGGGAGAGAUUGACGAGGACCUAAAAGUGGAGAGCAUUGCAGGGAGAGUUACGGAAAUGGUCCUGGACAAGCUGAGUCCGGACAUUAAUCAACUCGCUUAUAUGAGUGAAUCUUUGAAGGCCUCCAGCUCCUCGGUGGAAAUCUCGAUCGCCUCCCUAUGCGACUUCCCCUCCCAUUCACAGGCGGAAUCAGACUCCCUUCAGAAGCUAAAGGACAACAUAGAAAGUUCACGCCAGAGCCAAGCAGAGGAUAGCAAGAUGCUCCUUACGGGAAUGCGGGAAGUAUCCGAGAAACUGAAAGAGGUCGCUAAACGAGUUGAUUCCAUCCCCAUCCCCUCCACCCCGUUGACCUCCUCCGUCCCACAUCCCGACCCCUCCUGGUCGUAUCGCAACGCGCUCCUUAAUACCUCCGCCAGCGGUCAUGGGCAGAACCUUGUCGAUCCCAAAGUAGCCCGACAGUCUAUUCUGAAGGCCAGGCAAAUUCUUGUCGAUCUGAGCUACCCUGGAAGCGAGACGGUCCCGGCGCGCAGUCUCGAAUCCAUCCGCGACACGGCAAUCCACUUCUGCAAGACGGCCGAACCCCGCCCCUCUUGCGACAUAGUUAUCGAGGACAUUUUUAGAAUCCAAAACGGUGGAAUCAUCUUCCAAUUCAACUCGAAGGAAGCCGCAGACUGGAUUCGCUCCCCCCCGGUGAGCUCGCCCUUUGCAAAUGCCUUCGGCAACGGAGCAGCAGUCAAACUCCGUCUCUUCCCUCUCCUCCUCCGUUUCGUCCCCUUCACUUUCCGCCCAGAUGUCCCCGCUGAUCUCAGGGAGCUUGAAGAAAGGUAUAAGCUCCCCACACUGUCUCUUCCCUCCGCUCGCUGGGUCAAGCCCAAAGAAAAGAGGCAUCCUACCCAAAUGGUAGGUCACUGCAUUCUCAAUGUCUCUUCGAUGGAUAUCGCAAACCGAUUGAUCAUGGAUGGUAUCACCAUCCAUGGGCGACGGGUUCUACCCGAACGGCUCAAGGCCGAACCAAUUCGGUGCAGUAACUGUCAGGGCUAUGGCCACAUCGCUCGCAACUGUAACCAUCAGAGCGCAUGCGGCACCUGUGGUCAGACCAGUCAUAAGACUGUUGACUGCAACGCAUAUCGGACCCUCCAUUGCGUGUCCUGUAGGGUGAACACGCAUGCCAGCUGGGACCGGAAUUGUCCGGAAUUCCUUAAAAGGUGUCAGCUGCUCGACGAACGCCGACCUGAUAACCAGUACAAGUACUUCCCUACAGAAGACCCUCGUACUCAUUUCCGGUUACCAGCUAAAGUCCCUAUGGACCGCCGGUACCCUGACGAAUUUGCUGUCCAUAGUACUCGCGAGAAAACGGCUUCGGCUGCUCCUCGCACGCAGUCCACUAUUCCGGGCUACUUCGCACCGACGCAGACGCAGUCUCAGAGUGCAACUCAUCAGCGGUCUCAGAACCGCCACCCAGAUGACCUCGAGCGUGAUCAGCGCCCCUACAGGGAGCUGUCCCAUGGGCUGCCCUUAAACGUGCCAUCUCAGCACUUGCAGGUGCCCUCAAGGGGCCAGUCGCCGCAAACGUCGGCAUCUCCUUCUCUGUCCUACAUGACCCUACGUCCUGAGAGCGACCUAGGUCCACCUGGUUUACAGAGGCAAUUGCCUCCCACGCGCUGGGACGAUCAAUGA
Heterobasidion irregulare TC 32-1 is the source of this 1881-nucleotide messenger RNA. RefSeq lists its product as uncharacterized. The coding region runs from base 1 to 1881 and encodes 626 amino acids. The record is from RefSeq and is a predicted model, not a curated record. Gene Ontology annotation, molecular function: nucleic acid binding; zinc ion binding. The transcript has a single exon. NCBI's taxonomy places the organism in Eukaryota, Fungi, Basidiomycota, Agaricomycetes, Russulales, Bondarzewiaceae.